Messenger RNA from Neltuma alba, 2362 nucleotides. RefSeq names its product ATPase family AAA domain-containing protein 3C. Lineage: Eukaryota; Viridiplantae; Streptophyta; Magnoliopsida; Fabales; Fabaceae. Gene Ontology annotation, cellular component: mitochondrion. The record is from RefSeq and is a predicted model, not a curated record. The transcript is spliced from 8 exons. Bases 146 to 2020 code for a protein of 624 amino acids. Gene Ontology annotation, molecular function: ATP binding; ATP hydrolysis activity; zinc ion binding. Gene Ontology annotation, biological process: mitochondrion organization.
CCGGUUAAACCCUAGCAUGGGUUUAUGCUCGCGCCACACGCCAGGUCGUAUCCUCAGAGACAGAGACUAACCACCUGACAUGCAAAAUGCGAAGUUUAUGAACCAACGUAAUUUCCAUCAUCUCUUCGAAGGCACAUUCUAAGCCAUGACUGCCGCAAGAUUAUCACCGUGCGUAGCCGUGGCUGCAGCCGUGGCUGCUAUGUCCACUCUCUCCAAUAAGGCUUACGCCGAGACCUCCUUUCGGUUCCCUUUUCUCCCUUCUUCGUCGCCUACUUCAGCUCCCCAGGCGGAUCAGAAUUCUGAUGCUAAGUCAGAAUCUCAAGCUCCCGAUGAACCCAACAAGUCAGGUUUUGAUCCGGAAUCGUUAGAACGAGGGGCAAAAGCUCUCCGCGAAAUCAAUUCUUCUCCGUACUCUAAACAGGUUUUUGAUUUAAUGAGAAAGCAGGAACAAACUCGCCUUGCUGAGUUAGAUGCCGAGAAAGUUCAUUAUGAACUAAUUCAGUCCCAAGUUGAUAUUGAUAGGCAGCGGAAAAUAGCUGAAGAACAACGGAAUCUUAUACAGGAGCAGGCUCAGAGGCAGGCCCAGGUGCUGCGAUAUGAAGAUGAACUGGCUAGGAAAAGAAUGCAGGCUGAUCAUGAAGCUCAGAGACGACAUAACGUUGAAUUGGCGAAGAUGCAAGAGGAGUCCUCUGUUAGAAAGGAACAGGCAAGGCGAGCUACUGAAGAACAGAUUCAAGCUCAGCAGCGUCAAACUGAGAGAGAGAGAGCUGAAAUAGAAAGGGAAACCAUAAGAGUUAAGGCCAUGGCUGAGGCAGAGGGCCGAGCCCAUGAAGCGAAACUCACUGAGGAGCAUAAUAGUAGAAUGCUUAAAGACCGAUUGCAGGGUGAAAAAGACAAAUGGCUUGCUGCAAUUAACACGACUUUUAGUCAUAUUGAAGGUGGCUUAAGGAUCUUGUUGACUGAUAGGGACAAAUUGCUUAUGACUGUGGGAGGGGUCACAGCAUUAGCUGCAGGAGUAUAUACAACUAGAGAAGGUGCUAAAGUUACAUGGGGCUACAUUAAUCGGAUUUUGGGCCAGCCGUCUUUGAUCAGGGAAUCAUCCAUGGCAAGAUUUCCAGGGUCAAGGAUCUUAUCUCAAGCCAAAAAUAAAGCCUUUAGUACCAUGGCGAAGGCAGAAAAAUUUUCUGAGAGUAAAACUGGCCUUGAAAAUGUAGUACUCCAUCCAUCGUUGCAGAGAAGAAUAGAGCAUCUAGCACGGGCGACAUCAAAUACCAAGGCCCACCAGGCACCAUUCCGUAAUAUGCUCUUUUAUGGUCCUCCUGGGACUGGUAAAACCAUGGUUGCAAGGGAAAUUGCUAAAAAAUCGGGUUUAGAUUAUGCCAUGAUGACUGGAGGAGAUGUUGCCCCCCUGGGCCCACAGGCUGUUACUAAAAUCCACGAGAUAUUUGAUUGGGCCAAGAAAUCCAGGAAAGGGUUGCUGCUUUUUAUUGAUGAGGCUGAUGCUUUCCUUUGCGAGCGUAACAGCUCACACAUGAGCGAAGCUCAACGAAGUGCUCUAAACGCAUUGCUCUUCAGAACUGGCGAUCAGUCAAGAGACAUAGUACUUGUCCUUGCUACAAACAGACCAGGUGAUCUUGACAGCGCAGUGACUGACCGCAUUGAUGAGGUGAUUGAAUUCCCACUCCCUGGGGAGGAAGAACGUUUCAAAUUGUUGAAGCUCUAUUUGAACAAAUACUUGAGCGAAGACAAUGGCAGCUCAUCCAUACUCAGGAAACAAGCUCAAAAAAUUAUCAUGAAGGAUAUAUCCGAGGAUGUGCUUAGGGAGGCUGCGAAGAAAACGGAGGGAUUCUCAGGCCGCGAGAUAGCCAAAUUGGUUUCCGGCAUCCGAGCAGCCGUGUAUGGGCGCCCAGACUGUACUUUGGAUUCUCAGUUGUUUAGAGAAAUGGUAGAUUACAAGGUUGGGGAACACCAUCAACGUAUAAAACUGGCGGCUGAAGGCGGUCUUCCUGACAAUAUCUAGUCACUUGCUUUCCGCUUAUUGUCUGACGCUCCAGCGUGAACUCCGGGAAAUGCUCUUUCGACAUCUGGUUUUUUUUUUUAAAAAAUUUUUUUUUCUUCGAAUCCGUUGGAUCAUCACUAUACUGGACCCAUGAAGAAGAUUCAUUUGUAGAGUCCACUCCCCGUUCAUUCUGUGGGCCGAAAUUUUUGCAGGAUCCUUGGCAAAUUGGUGCGGAAUCUUGGGAAGCAUCUUAUUUUAGAAAAUAGAAAUGGAGGAAUCCUCUCGUGAGGCAUACCCUGUUACUAAUCGAGCCAAUGGCCCAUUGAGUUUUCUUCGUAUUAUAAUAAAAUUUUUAUUGAUGAA